This is a messenger RNA of Euleptes europaea (tarantolino), 816 nucleotides long. Its product is annotated as olfactory receptor 11L1-like. Gene Ontology annotation, molecular function: olfactory receptor activity; G protein-coupled receptor activity. Bases 1 to 816 code for a protein of 271 amino acids. Gene Ontology annotation, cellular component: membrane. The record is from RefSeq and is a predicted model, not a curated record. Gene Ontology annotation, biological process: G protein-coupled receptor signaling pathway. Lineage: Eukaryota; Metazoa; Chordata; Lepidosauria; Squamata; Sphaerodactylidae. The transcript has a single exon.
AUGGAGAUAUGGUACACCUCUAAUAUUGUUCCCAAGAUGCUGGAAGUCUUCUUAGACAAAAAUGGAUCUAUCACAUAUGCUGGUUGUAUUACCCACCUCUACAUCUUUAUUACUCUAGGUACAGCAGAAUGUUUCAUUCUCGCAGUCAUGGCAUAUGAUCACUACUUAGCCAUAUGCAAUCCUCUGCACUAUCCAACUCUCAUGAAUAACAAGGUUUGCCGUCAAUUGGCUGUGUGUUCUUGGGUUGCUGCUGUCAUUAUCAACAUUCCAGCACCUGUCUCAAUUUGUAGGCUGCCAUUUUGUGGGCCCAAUGAGAUCAACCACUUCUUUUGCGAUGUACCCCCUUUACUGCAACUUUCUUGCUUAAACCCACAUGAAGCCAAACUGUCCAUUUUCAUGGUAGCCACCAGUGUCAUUGUUACUUCUUUCUUCCUCAUUUUGGUGUCUUAUAUCUUCAUCAUAAUUACUGUUUUGAAAAUUCCCUCCGCUUCUUGGCUCCAAAAAGCUUUCUCAACUUGUGGGUCUCAUUUGGCUGUGGUGACUAUUUUCUAUGGCACCCUGAAGUUCAUGUAUGUGCGUCCAACAUCCGACUUUUCAGUGGAUUCUGUGAACUUCAACAAAGUCAUAUCCAUGUUCUACACUGUGAUCACCCCCAUGCUAAACCCAAUCAUUUACUGCUCGAGAAACAAGGAGGUCAAAGAUGCCCUGCAGAAAGCAAUUGGGAUGAAGUGUAUGCUUGCAGAGCAAUCAAGUAGUAUAAAAAUGGGAACUGAACUAGAGAUGCAGAUUAAAUUUGCAUGUAUGGAACAGAGUUAA